AUGGUCGUCUUCCUAGAUCUUGAGGAUGAGGCCGAGCCCCCAGAGUUGCAGUUGGGAAAUGGACAUGCGGCGCACUGGAUGGCACAUCAUGACAGGGGAUAUGCGGGCGUUUUGAGGCGUUUGGAUAUUAAUGCUGGGGCCACGGAGUCUGGAACUGUAAACGGGAUUCGGAAUGCGGGAUCUGGAGUUCGAACUGAGCAGAAAGAGAGAGAUAAUCCGAACAAGAAUCUGCCGAUUACUGAGGCUUUGGGGUGUUAUCCAAUCAUAAUGUCUAUCGCAUCACAUAUCGAUCUCAACACCCUUGAUGCACUGUCUUCCACUUGCCGUCAAGUACGCGUCAACCUCCUCCAGUUCCGAACCAAACUCAUCUCUUCCACUCUACACUGCGAGAACGAAGAUGUAGAGCUUGAUCCUGAACAUACAUUUCGUUAUAGAGCCAGAGCUGCGGAUUGGUAUUUCGUUGAAGGUGGCAUAGUCGGUUCGGGAGCUGGAAAGUUUGGGGACUGUGCUAGAGAUAUGGUGGGGGAAUGUAGGAGGUGCUCGAAAGUUGUUUGCAGAAAUUGCACGAUCAAGCCCCCAGCUCCAGUUCUCCUCCGUCAUCGGCACCGUCGCAUCUGUAAAGCAUGCUCCAAAGCUCCGCUCUCCUCCCUUAUCUCAGGCCUGAACACAGCCACCCCAGCACAAGAAACUCCCGUCAAAUCAAAUCCCAUCGCCACUGAGGCACUCAAGCAGAAAAUCUGUGCCUGUCCUACCGAAGGCGUCUGGCUCUGCCAACCCUGCGGUCGCAGCCUCCGCAGUGCUGAUAACGAAUACGAAAGCAUUUGGAAAUGGCGCACACGAUACCUACCCUCCCUCGGUGGUCUCGGCGUCGGAAUCGGCGAAGGCAAUCGCGGCGUCCCGUGCGGCCGCGGAGGAGAAUGUAUUGCUGCUCGAGAAGUCGAAUCAGAGAUCGACUGUGAUGCUGAAGAUGCUCGCGAGAUUGACAGUAACAGCCGUGACGCGUCGCCUGCUUCUAGUCCUGGGAGUGCGAAUGGCAGCAUUAGUAGUGAGAGGAGUGGACAAAUGGGUCCGGGCUAUGCGAGGCAUGAGAUCGAGGGGAUUGGAGGCGUAGUGAAGAAGAAGUUGGUAAGGAUGGUGAGAGUGGGUGCGUGUGUACCUGAAUGGGGGGAUGAGAAAGACGUGGGGAAAUUCUUGGUUAGGGAGCAAGAAGGACGGGCGAGGAGUUGGUGUGGUUGGUGUUGGAGGGUUGUUCCGGGUGCUAAGGAUAUUAUGGAUUAG
This is a messenger RNA of Cadophora gregata, 1278 nucleotides long. RefSeq lists its product as uncharacterized. Bases 1 to 1278 code for a protein of 425 amino acids. The record is from RefSeq and is a predicted model, not a curated record. The transcript has 3 exons. Lineage: Eukaryota; Fungi; Ascomycota; Leotiomycetes; Helotiales; Ploettnerulaceae.